AUGGCGGAGGGCGACACGCUGGAUGGGUUCGCCGGCAAGCUCGGCGGCAUGGCGGCGCACUACGCGGGACUCGGGUCGACGCUGGACGACGCCAUGAUGGUGAAGAAGCUCCUCGAUUCUGUGCCGGAUCGCUUGUACGCGGCGGUGGCCGGAAUCGAGCAGUUUUGCGACGUCUCCAUCAUGCCGUUCGAGGACACGCUCGGUCGCCUGAAGGCCUUCGACGAGCGGCUGCGACGACGUGGACAGGCGGGCGGCAAGCGGGCGGACAGCCAGCUCAUGUACACGGCGGCGCAGUGGCGAGCACGGGAGCGGCAGCGCGGUGGUCCUCGGGACGACGACGACAGGCGGAGCAUGGCGUCGGGCUACGGUGGCAACAGGCGCGGCCGCUGCUACAAGUGCGGCGAGCGCGGCCACUUCAAGCGAGAAUGCCCCCAGCUUUGGAAGGCGCCAGCGGAGGAGCAUGCGAUGAUGGCGGACGCCGGCGUCGAGGACGGUGGCCUGCUCUGA
Molecule: messenger RNA, 507 nt
Organism: Triticum urartu
Lineage: Eukaryota; Viridiplantae; Streptophyta; Magnoliopsida; Poales; Poaceae
Molecular function (GO): zinc ion binding; nucleic acid binding
Source: RefSeq, a predicted model, not a curated record